GCCGCCGAAGUGAGAGCACGUUCGUUCCGUGUGCCGUCUCGCGCUGAGAGCCUUCCCUGUGCGGAGUCUGCUAGUUACGUAAACCGUGUGAGUGUGCGGCGCGACGCAAGUGCUGUGUGUGAGUGAGUGCGCGAGGCAGCGAUGUCAACGCGAUAGGCCGACGGCUCGUUCGUGCGUUGGACGUCCCGCUACUCCAUGCCUUGGAUUACCUUCUCUUCACGGCGUCGACGGCGUCCUGAGGCGUCAUCGUAGGAGAUGAGGCCGUUGGGGCCCCGGCAGGGGUUGGUGCGCGCCCUGCCCGGCCUGCCGGCCCUGCACACCGUGCUGCUGCUGGCCGCCGCGGUGGCCGCCCUGCUGCGAGGGGCGUGUGCGGGGGAGAUGGGCGAGCAGUGCGACUGGAACGGAAGCGGAGUGUCCACGGCCGGCAGGGGCGUGACGCCAGUGUACCUGCGCUGCUCGGCGGGGGCGCUGUCGUGGCGGUGGCCGCGGGGCGCGCUGCGCGUGCUGCUGCGCGUGGGCGCGGCGGGCCGCGACUUCCGCGCGUGCGUGCGGACGCGGGGCAGCGGCGCGCGCCUGUUCCUGGAGGGCCCGCGGUCGCUGGCGCCGCUGUACCCGGGCGGCCCCGGCGGCCGCGCGCGCCGCCAGCUCGACGGCGACGUGGAGGGGCAGCUGGUGGCGCCCGUGCCCGUCAGGUGCUUCUACUCGCGCCACGGCCAGGCCGCCCUGUACGUCGAGGCCAGCGAGCUGGGCGCCCCCGGCGUCGGCGAGCCCCACGAGGAGUUCGGCCUGGAGUACGACCUGGAGCUGCUGCCCCGCGGCGCCAAGUUCGACGAUUCGCAAGACUGCCGACCGUGCACGUCCGACGAGAUGGCGCGAGCCUACUGCACCAGCGAUCUCGUUGCUCGUGGCUACAUCCGCACCGUGGAGAACGACGAGGACCUCGAGGAGUCCCGGGUGAACGUGAAGCUGACCCGGGUGCUGCGGCGGCUCGCCGAGGCCGGCGUGGAGGGCGCGGGGCCGGGGCUGGGGCCCGGGCCGGACGCGGCCUCCAACGGCCUGGACGAGGACGAGGCCGUGUGGGUGCACGGCGACGAGUCCGCCACGCUGAGGAUGCCGCUGCACUGCGGCGCCAAGCCCGGCCCCGGCGAGUACGUCUUCAUGGCCAGGCGGAAGCUGAGCCAGCUCGCGCUCACGUGCGCCGCCAGCCUGGACAACUGGGUGCAGGUGGUGAGCGACGUGAACGCUCAGGGCAGCGCGCACUGCGUGCUGCGGAGCUAGCCUUGCCUGGCCUUGCCGCGCCGGCCGAGGGGAGGCCGUCCUGGUGCCACCAUGGUGCCACCGCGCCCACUCUCAACAUGGCGGCAGCACGGCAGCACCCUAGAGCCUGCGACUCCGAGCCGCCCUAGUCCUUGCCACUAGUCAGUGCACUGCGGCGUGGAAACCCCUCCAGCCAACCCCCAGCUACCCUCAGCCACCCUCAGCAAACUCUUUGAGGACUUCCCCACUGGUCUCUGCAACCAGCCGAACUCCAGACUGAUUGAUGCCUUGUUGCUGUAUCUCUCUCCCUCCCUCCCUCCCUUUUCACUAUUUGCCUUGUGUAUUAAAAAAUGUUGUGUAAAAGCAAUCUAUUAUUAUUUUUACUUUUCUUCAGGAAAACAAACAGAGCUCUGUUGUACUGUAUUGCAGAAGAUACCUUGCAUUGGUGUUGAAUCUGCAUCGGAAGACAUAAAGUGAGAGAGGUGUACAACAGUUUAUUGUUAACGCUGUACACCACAACAUAGUUUUGUAAUUGUAGUAAUAGAUGUACAUUAAUUUUAUUAUUGUGACAGUUGGUCUUCUGUGAUACUUUGGCUUUUGUGCUGGCUGGACUCUUACUUGGCAUCAAAAUGCCUUUGGAAAUCGUCAGUGUUUUCAUCUAGGAGCAAAAAUACAAUUUACAUCUUUACUCUUUUGUGCAGAAAUGUUCGUGAUAAACUCUUGUUAAGUUUUAGGAAUAUAAUGCUGUGGUGACUUUUUAACUAAAGUGUGUUCAGUACAGAAGCCAAUUCAAUUGCUGUAAAUUGUUUAAGAACUGUCAUGUACAGAUGUUUAUUUAACUAAUUUGUUGUGUAAAUUGUAACUAAGCUCAUCCUCCAACGCCCUAUUAAAAUUUACAUAUUGUACAAUUUUUAUUGACAAGUGCCUGUAGAAAUAUUUGUGUGUAGGUCUUUCUGGGACGACAUUUACCAGAUUGUGGUAUCUGUAGUUGUUACCGUAACUAAUGAAUGUGACACUAAAAAUUAAUGUUCUUGUUCAAAUGCACAUCUUUCAGACCAAGAAAUCAAAUGUAUGUGACUAACUUCAAUUAAUAUUUAGUUCUUAACAAAGAAAAAGAAUUCUGUUAGUUUGUGAAUUCAUGGUGCCACAUAUAGUUUGCUGAUGCUGAAAGUUUUGCCUAAGCUAUCUUUUUUUUUAAAUACAGGUAACUUUCAUAGUUGCUCUUGUUUAUAAAAUUUUAAAAAAUUUCAAAGUAUUUUUUAAAGCACCUGCUGUAUUUAUUUAUAAAGUGCUUUGUCCCAUAGGAUUCACAGAUGCUCCUUAACAUUAAAAUUUGUAGUAAUGGGUCUUCUGUAUGUGCCAUCUAUCCAUUCUGUUGCGAAUCAACAGUUGGGUUUUCUUCUUCUCUUUCUGUUAAUUUCUAACUUUGUUGCAUUAAGCAAUUUUGUGGAGAACUUCCCUGUAAUUUAAAAUAAUUUGUUAGGUGCAGAGAUGCGGCAACUGUGUUGUCACUCUCAUCAGAUUUUUAUGUUCUCUCUUUGAGGGAAAUGUGCCAUGUUUAAAGUUAGCUUAGUGAUAAAUUAUUGUACAUAGUGGGCACUUGUGGUGUACAUUUAUUUAAUGGCUAUGGAGGUUGAAUGUAAUUUUAUGAAUGGAUCUCAAAUUUGCAAUAGAGGUAUAAGUCUUGAAAAUUAUAUGAACAAUUUUUCGACUGUUGUUUGUAGUAGUAGGGUAGCCUUUACAUCUGCAAACCCUGAUUUGUUCAUUACAAAUUUUGACGAUUCUUUAUGUUCUGAAAGCACGUUCGCUUUUACUGUGUUACAAAUAAUAAGUGCGAUCCUGUUGAAAAUCGCUGAUAUGUUGUUGAUUUUGUUGAUUGUGAUAAAUUGUUUAAGAAUUGAUAUAGUAAAAAAUAUUAAUAUGAG
Thrips palmi is the source of this 3182-nucleotide messenger RNA. Its product is annotated as meteorin-like protein. NCBI's taxonomy places the organism in Eukaryota, Metazoa, Arthropoda, Insecta, Thysanoptera, Thripidae. Bases 256 to 1278 code for a protein of 340 amino acids. The record is from RefSeq and is a predicted model, not a curated record. Gene Ontology annotation, molecular function: hormone activity. The transcript has 4 exons.